CACAACCCACACCCGCACCGACCCCACCCAAGAGGAGUGGAAAGAAGAUCGCACGAGAUCAUGAAGAGGAGGAAUCUGUUCGUGUUCUUCGACUCGGCCUAUCAGGGCUUCGCCUCCGGCUCUCUGGAUAAAGACGCCUGGGCGAUCCGCUACUUCGUCUCCGAGGGCUUCGAGCUGUUCGUGGCUCAGUCCUUCUCCAAGAACUUCGGCCUUUACAAUGAGAGAGUUGGAAACCUCACCAUCGUGGCUCAGGACGGAGAGAACCUGACCCGCAUCCUGUCCCAGAUGGAGAAGAUCGUGAGGACCACCUGGUCCAACCCCCCGUCUCAGGGAGCGCGCAUCGUCAGCAAGACCCUCAACUGCCCCGAGCUCUUCGCUGAAUGGAAGGGUAACGUGAAGACGAUGGCGGACCGCGUGCUGCUGAUGAGGGACCAGCUGAAGGGGAAGCUGCAGGCUCUGAACACCCCGGGGACCUGGGAGCACAUCACCCAGCAGAUCGGGAUGUUCAGCUUCACAGGGCUCAACCCCAAACAGGUGGAGUUCAUGAUCAAAGAGAGGCACGUGUACCUGAUGGCGAGCGGCCGCAUCAACAUGUGCGGUCUGACCAGCAGCAACAUCGACUACGUGGCUCAGUCCAUCCACGACGCCGUCACCAAGGUCCAAUGAAGGCUCUCCAACCUCUGAUUGGUUCACCCGCAGAGAGUCUGCAGUGUAGCCAAUCAGGUUGAGGAUGAUUAUCUGUGUGAAUCCUUUGGGAGAUGCAAUGAUUUUAGGGAAACACUUGAACGCACAGGUCUCACUGUCCCUCCAUAUUUAGAGUCAUUUCACGUCACACAAUGCUUCCUCUGUCACUGAUAGCACUUCACUGGAUUUCAUAACGUAUCCGUAGUGUCGAUCAAAUUAAUGUAAAUAGAUGUUAGACGUCCUAAUGUUUCCUGAAGAUGCACUAAAGCACAUCAGUGUGAGAAUCCAUAUGUAUAUUUCACAAUUGAAUCAUCAUGCAGAAGUGUUUUUAAUAUUUAGUUCAGGCACAUAAAGGACAUGACAGUACGAUGAAAUGACAAGCUCACACACAAAAAUAUUAAAUAAGAAUAUUAAAUAAAUAACAAAACAGAGUUAAUAUUAUCCCUGCAAUAUUUUUAAAUAACUGAAAACACACACAUGACAUGCAGCACAUAUUUAUUAAUCCCUAUAAUACCACUAUGUUGUCCCAUUUCCUGUUGUGUUGUGCCACCUUGUAACGGUUUGAUAAGAAAUUGGCAUCAUAAUGUAUUUUUUAGCAACACUCGAUUCAGAAAACUCCCAGCUUUUAAAAUAUGUAUUAGGAAGUAAGUACGUUUUGAUUUCAUCAGAUAAUGCCUCCGUCAUGUGACCAGGUUAAAAGUAAUUUAACAGUUAAUGCAUGUGCCUCAUGUUGUUAUGUUUGCCUUGUCACACCUGUGCAGCUACAUAAACGACCACAACGGUUCAUUUGUAAAGUCCACAACUCGACUUUGUGCCAUCAGUGAACAAACUCUUCGUCCGUGUUGUGUUUCUCUCCGCCCUGCAGAGCUCUCACUGUAUUACAGAUGUUGUUAUGACCUCAGAGCCACAGUAACACAAUCCCUUAUACCUGGCGUUGUUUGUAAUGUUGCAGUAUGUGCACUCAUGCUGGAAUAAAUGAUGAACCAUAGGAAACAAG
Molecule: messenger RNA, 1681 nt
Organism: Notothenia coriiceps (black rockcod)
Lineage: Eukaryota; Metazoa; Chordata; Actinopteri; Perciformes; Nototheniidae
Product: aspartate aminotransferase, cytoplasmic-like
Exons: 5
Coding region: 61-666 (201 amino acids)
Biological process (GO): L-aspartate biosynthetic process
Cellular component (GO): cytosol
Molecular function (GO): L-aspartate:2-oxoglutarate transaminase activity; pyridoxal phosphate binding
Source: RefSeq, a predicted model, not a curated record